CUCCUCCCUUCUCGUCUCAUCACUUCACACACCAAUCCCCACUCCCCAAGGGAAGCGAAGCGCACGCACACUGCCCUCCGGCGACGGCGAGGCCCUCGCCGGCGGAGGAUCGGAUCGGAUCGGAUUGGGUGGGAUCCGGAUCUAGGUCAGCACUGGCAUCGCCGUUGCGCCGGUGAUGCCGACUCCGAAGCAGCGGCUCCCCUACUCCACCUCCGGCGGGGGCGGAGGAGGAGGGAGGCGCGCCGCCUCGAGCUCCGCCGCGCUGCCUCCCGUGGUGGUCCUCGUGUUCCUCUUCGUGGUCGCGCCUUCGCUCUUCUUCGUCGCGCGCAAUGGCGGUCGCGGCCACGUCCACGUAGCCUCCGAUCCCAAGGGCAAGAAUGUCGAUCAGGAAGCAGCAGCAAUGAAGAACCUCAAAUCUAUUUUGCCUAAGGAGGUGUUUGAUGCUAUAACUGCUAGUCAACAAGAAUCAGGCACUUUGAGUCUUGAUUUUUUCAGGAAUCAUGCAUCUCCCUCUUGGAAAACUGAUGAUCUAGUCACCGAGAAGAGCAUGGAUGUUGAUGACAAGGCUAAAGCUGAAAACAGUUUGCCAGAACAUGAUCUACCAACAAAUAGAUCACCCAAAGAUCCAGACGAACAUCAAGUUGAUAAAGCAGCAAAAGUAGCUCGAAGGAAACUUAGGGAGAAAAGGCGUGAGAAGAGAACUAUGGAUUUGGUUCAUAAAGAUGAUGAAGCACGUGCUAAGCUGGAGAAUGCCGCUAUUGAGCGAUCAAAAGCUGUCGAUUCUGCUGUGCUUGGAAAAUACAGCAUAUGGCGAAAAGAGAAUGAGAACGAGAAUUCAGACUCUACAGUUAGGCUGAUGAGGGACCAAGUUAUUAUGGCUCGUGUCUAUUCUGUGCUUGCUAAAUCAAAGAACAAGAACGAUCUAUAUCAAAAACUGCAGACCCGAAUCAAGGAAAGCCAGCGGGCUGUUGGAGAGGCAUCUGCUGAUGCUGACCUGCAUCACAGCGCACCUGAGAAAAUCAGAGCAAUGGGUCAAGUUUUAUCAAAGGCGAGAGAAGAACUUUAUGAUUGUAUGGCAAUCACUCAGAGACUAAGGGCUAUGCUUCAGUCAGCAGAUGAACAGGUCAGGAGCUUGAAGAAGCAGAGUACAUUUCUUAGCCAGUUGGCUGCAAAGACAAUUCCAAACAGCAUUCACUGCUUGUCUAUGCGUCUGACAAUUGAUUACUAUCUCCUCCCCCUUGAGGAAUGGAAAUUCCCAAGGAGUGAAAAUUUAGAAAACCCAAAUCUCUAUCACUAUGCACUUUUCUCAGAUAAUGUCUUGGCAGCCUCUGUUGUUGUGAACUCGACCAUCAUGAAUGCUAAGGAACCAGAGAAACAUGUUUUCCAUCUUGUGACUGACAAGUUAAACUUUGGAGCCAUGAACAUGUGGUUUCUGCUGAACCCACCUGGCAAGGCCACCAUCCAUGUUGAGAAUGUGGACGAAUUUAAGUGGUUGAACUCAUCAUACUGUCCUGUGCUGCGGCAACUUGAGUCUGCUGCCAUGAAAGAGUACUAUUUCAAAGCUGAUCGUCCCACCACACUGUCAGCAGGUUCUUCGAACCUAAAGUAUCGGAACCCCAAGUACCUCUCUAUGCUGAACCACUUGAGGUUCUAUCUCCCAGAGGUCUAUCCAAAGUUGGAUAAAAUACUCUUCCUCGACGAUGACAUAGUUGUGCAGAAAGAUUUGACAGGGUUGUGGGAUGUUGAUCUUAAUGGAAAGGUCAAUGGUGCUGUGGAAACCUGUGGGGAGAGUUUCCACCGUUUUGACAAGUAUCUUAAUUUUUCAAAUCCACACAUUGCUCGGAACUUUGAUCCAAAUGCAUGUGGCUGGGCUUAUGGGAUGAACAUCUUUGAUUUGAGGGAGUGGAAGAAGAAAGAUAUUACUGGGAUCUACCACAAAUGGCAAAAUCUGAAUGAAGACAGAGCUCUUUGGAAGCUUGGGACACUUCCGCCUGGCCUCUUGACCUUCUACAAGUUGACGCACCCACUGGACAAGUCAUGGCAUGUUCUUGGAUUAGGAUACAACCCAAGCAUAGACCGUUCAGAGAUAGACAGUGCUGCUGUGGUUCAUUACAAUGGGAACAUGAAGCCAUGGUUGGAGCUAGCAAUGACCAAGUACCGACCAUAUUGGACCAAGUAUAUCAAGUAUGAUCACCCUUACAUCCGUGGGUGCAACUUGAGUGAGUAGAUAGUCGUGCUGAAACUGACAGAUGAGGAAGAGCCUGUUGGACAGAAGUGUUCCACUACCAUGUCCUUGCGGUGCGUUCUUUGAUACAGCAAAGUGGUACUACCUGAAGCUCUUGAUUGCUUUCCUCCUCCCCUCCCCUCCCCUCUCCUCCCCUGAAAAUUCACUGGUGGAUGUUCUGACGAGUUUUUUUUUAUAGCGAUGUGUUUUUUUAUUCAAUUAUUAGUAAUGUGUAGUUAUAUUCUUCCGUCAAAAUUAGCAGGAGAAAAACUUCUAAAAUGUGCUUAUCCGGCUGGUGUCGCGUGCUGCUUAGAGGUAUGUCUAGAGAAUUGAGUGUUGCCGGAAUUGGAUUGUCUUUUGUAUCAGAUCAGAUGAUAUAAAGUACCAGGAGUACAAUCCAAAGCGAAAGGCAUCAAUCAAGUGGAUUACAGGGUUAACCCUGAGUCCUGACCAAUGUAAAACUAUUACAACUACAGUAUCAAGAAAUGCUGGUAUCCUUUUGAUGAUAACUGGUCUUGUAA
Sorghum bicolor (sorghum) is the source of this 2745-nucleotide messenger RNA. Its product is annotated as polygalacturonate 4-alpha-galacturonosyltransferase. Lineage: Eukaryota; Viridiplantae; Streptophyta; Magnoliopsida; Poales; Poaceae. The record is from RefSeq and is a predicted model, not a curated record. The transcript has 9 exons. Gene Ontology annotation, molecular function: polygalacturonate 4-alpha-galacturonosyltransferase activity. The coding region runs from base 176 to 2227 and encodes 683 amino acids.